Messenger RNA from Brienomyrus brachyistius, 5814 nucleotides. Its product is annotated as G protein-coupled receptor kinase 6-like. The transcript has 17 exons. Bases 320 to 2047 code for a protein of 575 amino acids. The record is from RefSeq and is a predicted model, not a curated record. NCBI's taxonomy places the organism in Eukaryota, Metazoa, Chordata, Actinopteri, Osteoglossiformes, Mormyridae. Gene Ontology annotation, cellular component: plasma membrane; cytoplasm. Gene Ontology annotation, biological process: protein phosphorylation; signal transduction; regulation of signal transduction. Gene Ontology annotation, molecular function: ATP binding; G protein-coupled receptor kinase activity.
UUUAGGUCCGGGAUAAGCAGUUGGAAGAUGGAUGGGUGGAUGGAUGGAAGGACGGACGGAUGAAUGCUCUUUUUCUAAUAAUUGCUAGUAAAACGGUGAGACUUUCCCAAGUGCAAACUGCGACCUAUGAUGGGGACGCACAGCGGCUGGUAGGCGGCCGCGUUAACAGCAAAGAGACGGAAAGGUGCUGGACAGGGGGUCUGAAAGUUGCCGGACAGGGGGCCUGCGGAGCGGCAAGGCGACAGCGGCGGAGCCGUGGGGGGUCGCUGGGCUGCUGAACAAAACCUGGAGACCUGGCCGGUGGCUGGACAAAGAAACCAUGGAUCUGGAAAACAUCGUAGCCAACACAGUUCUGCUUAAUGCCAGGGAAGGAGGAGCUGGCAAUAGAAAAGGGAAGAGCAAGAAAUGGAAGCAGAUGCUACAGUUUCCACACAUUAGUCUCUGUGAAGACAUUGAACGACAGAUUGAUAAAGACUACUACAGCCUUUGUGAAAAGCAACCCAUCGGGUGGCUGCUUUUUCGGCAGUUCUGCGACACCAGAACCGAGCUUUCACAAUGCGUCCGGUUCUUGGAUGCGGUGGCGGAAUAUGACGUCAUCCCCGACACAAUGAGGAAGGAGUACGAGCAGAAGCUGAUAAAUACUUACUUCAACCUAAACUCCCAGGAGCAUGUUGCAGAGAUACCGGAGGAGAUCUUUCAGAAAUGCUUGACGAUUCUGAGUAAGGAGCCAUGUAAAGACCAGUUUAAGGAGUGUGCAAAGCUGGUCCAUGACUACCUGAGUGUGGGUCCUUUUGCUGAAUACCUUGAGAGUAUGUACUUUAAACGAUUUCUGCAGUGGAAAUGGUUAGAAAGACAACCAGUAACAAAGAACACAUUCCGUCAGUACAGGGUACUGGGAAAGGGGGGCUUUGGAGAAGUGUGCGCAUGCCAGGUGAGAGCUACAGGGAAGAUGUAUGCGUGCAAGAGGUUGGAGAAAAAGAGGAUCAAAAAGAGAAAAGGUGAAUCGAUGGCACUGAAUGAGAAGGAGAUCCUGGAAAAAGUGAACAGCAGAUUUGUGGUAAGUCUGGCUUAUGCUUACGAAACAAAGGACGCACUCUGCCUGGUGCUGACGCUGAUGAAUGGAGGCGACCUUAAGUUCCAUCUCUAUCACAUGGGCAAGCCCGGCUUCGACGAGCCAAGAGCGAUCUUUUAUGCAGCAGAGCUCAUCUGUGGGCUGGAGGAUCUUCACAGAGAGAGAAUAGUAUACAGGGACUUGAAGCCUGACAACAUAUUAUUAGAUGACCUUGGUCAUAUCCGUAUAUCAGACCUGGGGCUGGCGAUCCGCGUGCCCGACGGACAGACGGUGAAAGGCCGGGUGGGCACUGUGGGCUAUAUGGCCCCUGAGGUGGUGAGAAAUGAACCCUACGCCUUUAGUCCAGACUGGUGGUCCCUGGGUUGCCUGAUCUACGAGAUGAUCGAGGGCCACCCCCCCUUCCUGCAGCCUAAGAGGAAGCUCAUCCGAGAGGAGAUCGAGCAGAUGGUGAAGGAAGGGCAGGAAGAAUACUCCAGCAAGUUCUCUGAGGAUGCCAAAUCACUCUGCAAGAUGCUGCUGGCUAAAAGUCCCAGUGAUCGGCUGGGAUGUCAAGGGGGCGGAGCCAUAGAAGUGAAGUCCCACUCUCUCUUCAGGAUAAUCAACUUCACGCGGCUGGAGGCAGGCAGGCUGACGCCGCCAUUUGUACCUCAUCCCAUGGCUGUUUACUGCAAGGAUGUUCUGGACAUUGAACAAUUUUCCACAGUGAAGGGAGUGGAAUUGGAGCCCAGCGACAGCUCCCUCUACAGCAGGUUCUGCACUGGCUGCGUGUCCAUCACCUGGCAGAAUGAGAUGAUUGACACUGGCUGCUUUGAGGAGCUGAAUGUGUUUCCCCUGGAUGAGGUUCCACCCCCAGACCUGGCUGGGGCGAAUCACACAUCCCCUAAACCCAACGAGGGGCUACUAUACAGGCUGUUUUGGUGGCAGGACUGUUGCAGAAACUGCAGUGACAGUGAGGAAGAGCCGACAAGGUUGUGAUCUGUUUAGAGUCACCUGUUUUUUAUUUAUAGACACCGUUUUGUAUAUUUUUAGCUUUGUUUUGUUUUGGGUAUUUUUUUGAGUUACAAGAAUUUGAAAAUGCUGUAUGUAAUUACCCAGACAAAACACCUACUUUAAUAUGUGUACUGCUUGAAGUUAGUUUACUACUCUGAGUAGAAUGAAAAGAUCGAAAUUCACUGAUUGUAGACAUGCUGUUUAUAGGUAAAUGAGACGUGUCAUGAAAUAUGGUAUUUAAGUCAUGGAACAUAGUAUUUAAAUGUUUGUUCCUCUGUCAAAUCCCAGUUUAAUGAUUUGUAGUUUUGGGUUGUCUUGCAGUAGGCAGGGAUGGAUUACGGACCGGGCAAACUAGGGUCCCUGACCCUAUAGGGAGGGCGUUUGGCUGCCAAGGGCCCUUGAAUUGUGGUGGUUGUGGUGGUGGUGCUGGUGGUGGUUGGGGGGGGGCCCUCGUGAACGUUUUGCCCAGGGGCCCACACAAUCCAUAAUCCGUCCCUGGCAGUAGGAACUGUUUGCCUACAGAAACUAACGUCACAAAUCUGGGGAUUUAUUUUGGAAGAUUCUGACAUUGCAAAUUCCGGUCUCUAAAAUCUGGUCCCAAAAAUCAGUUUGGAACAUAGCUGAUUAAAAGAUCUUAACAAUUUAACACAACACAAACUUAUUUAUGUUGUGAGUCAAAAUAUGAAUGGGGAGGUAAUUGAGAUUGAAUUAAAAUAUUUAUUUGCUAUAAAACGGAAGAAAAUCAAGAAAUGGAUGCUCCAACAUGAUGAGCCUGUUGACCUUCUGUAGGUGUGUCCAACCAGGCAGGCCUGUUCCCUUCACUAAUACAGGUUUGUUUCAGCCAGACACCAAGUGCAUUCAUCUUUCAGCUCAUAAAUUACUCCUUUCCCAUCAGGUCGCUGAUAUAUUUCGCAUUGACCUCAAAAUAGCACUACUGUGUGUCGUCUGGCAUAUUUGUAAGUGUGUAUUUCCCUAUUUUAGGCACCACCAAAGAAAUGUUAACUAGUAAGCUAUGGAUGGAACACGUGAAGCUACCUUUCAAUUUGAGUGAAAGAGUUGCCCUGAUUUGAGGUCCCGUCAAUACUACAGGCAACUCGACCAGCUGCCAGUGAUGGCCAAAAUGACUCUUCAUGAACCAUUUGCUGUAUUUUCUGAUUCUACUAGAUCAGUGGUUCUCAAAGUCGGUCCUCGGGCCCCACUGCCCUGCUUGUUUUCCAGCUAUCCCUGCCCCACACACAAGUCCCAGCUGUCUUUCAGCUUCUGAUUGACUGAACACACCUGAUCCAGGUAAUCGGCAGUGUGUAGGGCAAGGAUAGCUGGAAAACAAGCAGGGCAGUGGGUCCCGAGGGCCGAGUUUGAGAACCACUGUACUAGAUGUUGGUCUCUGUUCGAAAAAGGGCUCCAAGCAUGGUCCAAAGUAAGCCAAGAGCACCAUCUAGUGGGGUCAGAAAAUAUAGCAAAUGGUUCUUGAAGCACCGUUUUGGCCAUUACUAGCAGUCUCCUAAGGUGUCCAGUCGUGAAGAGAUUACUGGUACGAUAAUGGCUUACAAUGGGGAUGGCUUUUUGCCAGUACUGCUAAACUGGCAUACUUCAGAUGCAUCAAAAAUUAUUUUUUAAAUGUAAGGAAUUAUUUGCUGAAGUCAAGCCACAUCGGUUCAUAUUGUAUUCGCUAAUGUAUUUAAUAAUCACAUGUAAAUAAUGGCUCUCUCCUGAAUUUUAUUCUGUUUUUGAUAAUAUAAUAGAUUAUAGGUAUAUAGGAAAUUAGCUAAUUUAUUGGAGCCAAAUUUAACCUUCCCAAGACAAUGACCUGUAUCAUACAGACAAAUUCAUGUAUGCAUGUCAUUGAUGAAUGUCAGUAUUUCAGUGGAAAAGCCUGGCAGUUUUUAACAUGUGUUUGCAAGUUCUUUGUCCAGAGUAUUUAAUUGGUUAACAGGAGAGAGGUAUAUAUUUGACACAUUAUUGGAAUUGAUAAUUCACAGCUACUGCACUGUAGAUCUCAAGAACUGUGAGGUGACUCUUUUAAAAAACAGGGAAAACAACAGAAUUUUGCAAGCAGUGUGGGCACAUUUAUGGGCACAUUGCUAGUAGUGUGCUAUUUAUCCAUGGCAAUAUUGCUUAGCCAUUUUGUACCUAGCAUUAGCAUUAAAUCACAAUAGAACUAAAAAAAUCUGAAAGGUAUUUUUAAAGGUUUAAAGGUACUGAGGCACUUAAUCUGUUGCAGGAUGCACUACAUGUGCUCAGAAGGAAUUUCAAAAGUUGCUGAGUUUCAGAUCUUGUGGGGAAAAUGGUCAGUUUGUUUACAUAUGCUUAGAGAUGUCUUUGUGUUUUGUAUAAGAAUUAGUAAAUAUGCAAUUUCCAUUAAAUAGUUUCCAAUAUGAUAUAUUCCUUGUAUUGUGAAGGGGAGAAGUUUGACGUAUUUAGCUUUUACCAAACAAUGAAUUCUUAGUAUUAAUUGACCUAUGGACUGUUAAAUUGUUACAGGUGGCUUAAUAAGUAACUAUAUUACAGGGGAUUUAUGCCCCUGUUGUUAUUUUACCUCCUGUCCUGUUUUUUAUUAAGUAAUGUGAGAAAAUUAUCAGGAAAACACUGACAUAAUUUCCAUCCAUCCAUUUUCUUUACCUGCUUGUCCUAUUUAUGAAUAGGUUUCUGGGCCCGAUUCGGGAAGUUACGGGCGUAAUUAUAGAUAAUUAUUGCCUUGUGAAAAUGAUUUUUUCGGUAUUUAAAUAUUGACACUUGAAAUUUUGGUUUACAAGCUGCCUGUUAGAAAUCUGUCAGUUGAAUUUUGUCAACACCAAUGUAGUUCCCAGUCAUAAUGACAAAUAAUGAUAUUAAAUUGUGCGACUGAGGACAUUCCAGCUACUGCACAUAGGAAUAGAGAAAACCUCCCUAUGAAGUUUUGCUUUGCAUUAUGUUUUAUUGUCAAAUUAUACACUACAUACAACAGCAAUAUUGUAGGCUAUGCAAGAACACACUCAUGGUUUAAAGGCUGAAAUGCACAGCAAUUUGUCAUAACAGUGCAAAUGCAUAUUUACUUUAUGCCCUUUGUUGCUGUUAUGGCAACAAAUUACCGUAUAUUUUAGCAUUCAUACUGCAAAUGCAUACUUGCUUACCAGUUAUGUCAAUGCCUGGAUUAUAGGAAUAUUGUGUAGUAACUCUGCUUCUGUGGCCAAGUGCAGAAUAAACUGUUUAAACUUUACCACCAUGACUGCAAAAUAAAGAUUUCUGUAAAUGGUUUUUGAUCAGAAAGAACAGCCUCUCACUGUGAUUGCAUUUAGGUUCAGUCUGAUGACACUGUAGUGUUUUCUUAUGUUAUAUCUGUGACAAAUCAGUCUGUAAAUUGUAUUUAUUUUUCUAGGCAUUUACAAAAUACUUUUUUUUUUCUUUCACUGCCACCUCUUAGGGCCUGUUUUUUUAUAACCAUCUGUGAGUUCUGGAUGUUUAUGAACAUUUAGUGUUACAUAUUUAUAUUUCAAAGGUAACAUUUUAACAGCUACUUUAUUACACCAGGUGCACCAUAAAGGGUGAUCCUUUAUCGAGCGACUUCUACAAAGAUGAGAAGCAGAUUUUGGCUUGUAAUAGCUAUUUGCAUUUGCUGUUGCUUAUGACAGAAAUAUGGCAAAACAAAAGCACCAUAAUCGAAAUAACUGUGCUAAGGAUGGCUUUUUGGUUUAUUUUGGGAAGGUUUGUAUUAUUAUGGGUGAUUUUUCUCUGAAAUGUAAACCAGAUGAUAAGCCAUAAAAUAACUAAAUGUC